AUGCAGCUGGACACGGAGGAGAAUGUAAGUGGACACAUCCAAAAUCUCCUCUCGCAUCUCCAUAAUGAUACAGAACGAACAUCGAAGAGCCGCAGCCGUGGAGGAAAUCAAAUACUCCCUGCUCAGGAGAAUUUGGAAGAGGAAGAGGAAGAGGAACAGGAGCAGGAAACACCUGACGAAGAAAGGGAGGAAGAAGAGGUGAGAGAGGGACAAGUGGAAGAGGAAACAGAGGAGGAGAAGGAGGAGGAAAGGGAACAAGCACGAGGUGGCGGCCGCAGAGGUAGUAAGACAGAGAGCAGUGGGCAUAAAAUAGGUAAAGUAGUGAUGGAGAAGACGUUGGCGAGAGUGGAUAGAGAGAGAAGCGAUAGCUUGGAGAAGAGUUUAGAGGAACAGAUGAAGAGGAAAAGAGAAGUAUUAGGAAAUGAUUCGGUAGAUGAGGCGGAAAUUUUUAAAAGAAGCAAGAAGUUGGGGAGAUUGCCGAUAGGAAAGGGAUGGAAUGAGGAAUUGAAAGAGUUAGUUAGGGAGUUGAAGGAAGAAGUGAAAGAGGGAUUGAAAGAGGUGAAAGAGGAGAUAAAGGAGAUAGCGGAUGCUCAAAAGGAAGCGGUGAGAAUAGAAGUAGAGAAGAUGAAAGAGAAUCUGAAGAUGAGAGAGAAGAGAUGGAACAAAGAGAGGGAGGAGUUAAAAGAGAAGAUUGAGAAGAUGGAAUGGGAGUUAGAGGGAUUAAAGAUAGAGAGGAUAGAGGAAGGCAGAGGAAAGGAGAGGGAGGAAAGUGAAGAACGAUUGUUGGCAGAGAGGCUAAGGGAGGAAGUGGAGGAAAAGAGAUUGAUACCAGAGGUGGAUACCACGAAUCAGAUAGGAGGAGAUUAG
This is a messenger RNA of Pogonomyrmex barbatus (red harvester ant), 867 nucleotides long. RefSeq lists its product as uncharacterized. The record is from RefSeq and is a predicted model, not a curated record. Lineage: Eukaryota; Metazoa; Arthropoda; Insecta; Hymenoptera; Formicidae.